Molecule: messenger RNA, 2418 nt
Organism: Aspergillus ochraceoroseus IBT 24754
Lineage: Eukaryota; Fungi; Ascomycota; Eurotiomycetes; Eurotiales; Aspergillaceae
Product: putative Rho guanyl nucleotide exchange factor
Exons: 7
Coding region: 1-2418 (805 amino acids)
Biological process (GO): regulation of GTPase activity
Cellular component (GO): cytoplasm
Molecular function (GO): guanyl-nucleotide exchange factor activity
Source: RefSeq, a predicted model, not a curated record
AUGGAAGAGUUUAAAGAGGCUACGAGCCAGCCCCCAGUCGUCACAGGGUGGGAUCGAGAACGAAAGAAUGAUUUGAGCCUUCAGGAAACGGAUGAUGUCCAUGAAACUGCCGAAAGAGUCGGUACUUUGCACCCAUUUAGACGAUGGUCUCAGCGACAUGUUGAUGGGUGGGCUGACACACUACCAGGCAGUUGUGACAAUACCUCUCAUGUUUCUCCUUACCAGGAAUCUCAGGAACAACAAUGGGAGAAGUUGUCUGGCAAUUCAUCUCACCUAGGAACGAUUAAGACGGCUACAAUGAGUACUGCGAGCCAGAGUGUAGUGAGAUCGAGGAGGACUACCCAGAGUACCACAAAUCCAAGCAUAAAGUCGGACCUGCGAGCUUCAAUUGACAGUUUGAGACCUGCAUUGAGUUCUUCCAUUGAUGAGGAAGCACAGAAGCGUGCCAUAAAGCGGCGUCAAGUUCUCCAGGAAAUAAUUUCCACUGAGAAUGACUAUAUUUUUGGGCUGAAGGCUCUUACCAGUUUGCUUUUAUAUACCUCAGCCCGCGCCGAAGUAUACCACAAUGUCCAACGUAUUCGUGAAACGCAUGAGCAUUUUUAUCAACAAAUCCGGGCUGUGGUCCCGAUUGCUAAAGCGGAUCUCGGUAAACCUUUAUACAAUGUAUCACAAAAAGAACUUCAAGCCGUUGACUGGAGCUUCAAAGGCAUCCAAAGUCGAUCCGCAAGGAUGCAUAAUCUCAAGGCCUCCCUCAAUUAUCGCCAUAAGGCCUCAACUGCGGAAGCACAUGAAGCUUUGGUAGUCGCUAGAGAAAUCGGAAAGUUGUCACGGUCCUUUGCGAACUACAAAGAGUUUUGUGAUAAUUACCAACUGAUGGUUGAAGAUGCUGCUGUUAUACGAAAAUCAGUUCGAAAUGGGCCAGCCUUUGAGCAAGGAGUUGAGGCUAUAGCAAAAUCAACGGCAUCUACAGAAGCUCGGGCAGUAUAUGAAAACAAAUCCAUGUGCUUGAACGAUCUUCUUGUCAAGCCAGCUCAGCGCCUCUGUAAAUAUCCACUGCUGCUACAAGAAUUAUUGAAAUACACUCAUAUCCAAGAUGACCCAUCGGUGCAUGACGAGAUUCGCCAGAUAUUGGAGGGUGUUCGUGCAAGUCUUGCUGGGAUCAAUGAAGCCACCACCAAUCCUCUCAAUACAGCUUUGGUUGACAAGACUUUCUCCUUACAGGAGAUGCUGGAGUUUCCCGAUCCGGCAACGAGCUUCGAUAUCUACAAGCAAUUGGGGCCUAUGUCUCUUUGUGGCGUUCUCCACGUCACUUACCAUGUGUCCCGACAUGUAGUAGGAGUUUACAUGGUUUGUGUUUUAUUCAAACACCAUUUUUUUCUCGCCAAGAUGAACGACGAAUACCGAAAGCUUCGCCCAAUUGCCUGUUUAUAUAUUAAUGAUGUGAAAAUUGAUAGCCCCACGAAUGGGAAAGGCAUCGAAUACUUUUGCUUAUUCUCGUGGAAAUUGAUAUUCCAAUAUCAAGGUGAGAAGUUUGAAAUAGUCUUGAGCGCCUCAUCUGCAACAGAAGAAAGGCGAUGGAAGACAGGCAUUCUCAAGUCAGCCGCUGCUUCGACAGAUGUGCAUGGCUCGGUUUCGUCCGAGUUGAGGGCCUGCAGCUUUCUAUCCCUGGAUGUCAACUCAUUGGAACAAGACUCAACGCUUCCUCGGCUGUCACGGCGGCCGUCUGUGCAUUCACUAGCCAUCAAAAGAACCCGUUCGGAGUCACAACAUGUAAUCAUCAAGAAGACGUAUUGCCCACAGAAACACGGCCAAACACACCAGGUAGAUGGCGAAAUAGAUAGACCAAAGACACCGUCUUCGUACUCAGCCGUGGUCCUGACCGCUAAAAGACAGGAUCGCAUUCGCCUGGAACGCGCUAUUUUGCCCAUAUAUACGCGAGAUGCACUCCCAUACCCUGGAAUGUUUUUGGCCACAGGUGAGAUCUUGUUUGGGUCUAGCUCACUCAUGAGACAUCUGAGCCUUCGAGCAAAGCGUUAUAAACGGUCUAGAUCUGUUAAUUUACCAACCUCCUGGCGUAACGUUCGUGACUCCCCCGGCCUUGAUAAGGAUAACGAGAAAAUGCAAGUCUCGGGCAAAACAGGAAGACGGGAGGCUUCAGAGUCCAGUAUAGGUCUCGAUAAUGAGAAAGGCCGGACACAGCGGCAAGAUAGUUCGAUAAUUAUCGGGCGAUCGAAGACCAUGAAGACGAAAAGCAGUCCAAAACUGACGUCGAGCUCUCAACCUCAGCCCGCGGCUAAGGGAGAUAAGAGUUCUGAACACUCUGAUGCGAUUUCACUCAAAACUAUUCGAUCGGUGAUAAAUUCCAUGUCACUAAGAAAGUCAAGGAAGAAUGCUCGCCCAAGUCUUAGUGGAGCAUGA